This is a messenger RNA of Coffea arabica (coffee), 963 nucleotides long. RefSeq lists its product as uncharacterized. Lineage: Eukaryota; Viridiplantae; Streptophyta; Magnoliopsida; Gentianales; Rubiaceae. The record is from RefSeq and is a predicted model, not a curated record.
AUGGCUGCCCGUCAGCCGUUGGCUGAGGGGCUAGGCGUCUUUUCUUCAGCACGGAGAUUCUUCUCUCAGUUGUUCUCCCAACCUUCAUCCUCACCCAUACAAAUCCAGCCAGUGACUUCCUAUAAGGGCGAGGCUGCUGUAAUUUUUUCCAGGGAAGAGGCGGACAGAUUGGCAUCUCCUUUUCGCUGGGCGUUGGUGGGAAAGUUUUCGCACGGUAGGCCAUCCUUGGAAGACAUUCGGAAGUUCUUAGCAACACUGAAUCUGAGGGACCAUGUCUCAGUUGGUUUGCUGGAUUAUCGCCAUGUACUUAUCAAAUGCUCGACAGAGGUGGAUUUCAAUAGACUAUGGACACGAGGGAUUUGGCAAUUGGGUAGGUUUCCAAUGAGAGUGUUUCGUUGGACAAGGGACUUCCAUGUUCAGAAAGAAUCCUCUCUCGCUCCAGUUUGGGUAACAUUACCAGCCUUACCAGUACACUUUUUCGAUAAACAUUCUCUGUUCUCCAUCCUUUCUCUAGUAGGGAAGCCGUUAUUUUUGGAUACGGCAACGGCAGCGGGCACACGGCCUAGUGUGGCCAAGGUAUGUGUGGAAGUGGAUUUGGUAAAACCCAUCUGCUCCAGAGUUUGGGUUGCAGUGGAGGGUGAGACAGGUUUCUGGCAGCAGAUUGUCAUAGAAGAUCUGCCAUCGUAUUGUUCAAAAUGUUGGCGGGUGGGUCAUGCUGUUGGUGACUGUAAGAGGGAGGGAUUUGCGAGUCGUCAAGUCCCCAAGCGCAUUGCGGUGGCAUCGCAGGUGCCCCAGGCAGCUGCAGAUAGUAAGCAAAUAGAGGAGGUCUCGGUUAAGGAGACCCAGGGAACUUCAAAGCUACGGGAGGAGGACCCAUUACCUGUGCUAAUGCUAACACUGGCGGGGGAGAGCUUCACGAAGGGGCUGCACCUGAGUGAGGGGGUGGACGCUGCGGCUCCGUAG